AUGCCUCCUGAGAAGGACAUUGUGGCUCUCGGCAAUCGAUUAAACCUUUCUAUGGCUGUCAUUGUGAGAGCGGUUAUGACCAAGAGAGCAGCUUUCAAGAGUGAGAAACAACAGCCGAAGGAAGGACGGCAUCAAAAACAACGAAGAGUGGUGACGACGAGCACUGGUGACACCGGUACUCAUCGGAUGGGGAGGGUUCAAAGGAGGUUUAGGAAGCUGGCAUGGGGAGAGUCCCUAUCGAUACCUUUAGAGAGGCUCAUGCUGGUGCCGUGUGAGCCUAGGUCCAUCUCCGAUAGAGAUUUGAUAUCUUAUCACACGACCUAUGCAGCACGACUUGGCAUGGUCGUCUCCACUAAAGACGAUAAACAAUCGAUGCAAUCAUGUCCUGAUAAUAAUGAUGAUGAUGAAUUGAAGCAAGUGAGUACUCCGACGAUGACUAUGGAGGAAGACGACGACGAUGAAGAGGAGGAGGAAGAGGAGGAAGAGGAGGAGGAGGAAGAGGACGACGAAGAGGAGGAAGAGGAGGAGGAAGAGGAGGAGGAGGAGGAGGUGAAGGAAGAUGAUGAA
Perkinsus marinus ATCC 50983 is the source of this 567-nucleotide messenger RNA. RefSeq lists its product as hypothetical. The annotation marks the transcript as partial. NCBI's taxonomy places the organism in Eukaryota, Perkinsozoa, Perkinsida, Perkinsidae. The transcript has 4 exons. The record is from RefSeq and is a predicted model, not a curated record.